Zophobas morio is the source of this 1536-nucleotide messenger RNA. It is a transcript of the gene Rab9, whose product is annotated as ras-related protein Rab-9A. Gene Ontology annotation, cellular component: phagocytic vesicle; late endosome; lysosome. The transcript is spliced from 3 exons. NCBI's taxonomy places the organism in Eukaryota, Metazoa, Arthropoda, Insecta, Coleoptera, Tenebrionidae. Gene Ontology annotation, biological process: retrograde transport, endosome to Golgi. The record is from RefSeq and is a predicted model, not a curated record. The coding region runs from base 249 to 911 and encodes 220 amino acids. Gene Ontology annotation, molecular function: GTP binding; GTPase activity.
UCCUCUCAUUACCUACGCAUCAUAAACCCAACAAUUAAAUUGCAUAAUGACCCAUUUAAAUUGGUACGGACCCAGCGACGUCCACACCCACUUUAAUCCAACCAACCCGUCAAGGUUACCCGACACAUGACAAACGUCAAGUUGACAUUUGCGGUUAGUCAUAUCGCUGAAAAAAACACCAACAAACAGGGAAGAAAUUGGAAAGUCCCCGCACCAUAAAACGCGAUGAUGUUAUAAUAAACUUUGAGAUGGGUUCAAGAGUCAACAUGAGACCCACGAGCAAGAACACGCUGCUGAAGGUGGUGAUUCUGGGCGACGGGGGCGUAGGGAAGAGCUGUCUCAUGAACAGGUUCGUGUCCAACCAGUUCGACGAACACUCGUUCCACACCAUCGGAGUGGAGUUCUUGAACAAAGACAUCGAGAUCGACCGGGAGACGUACACGUUGCAGAUUUGGGACACCGCGGGGCAGGAGAGGUUCAAGACGUUGAGGACCCCCUUUUAUCGAGGCAGCGACAUCUGCAUGCUGACGUACGCCAUCGAUGAUAAACACAGCUUCCGGAAUUUGCAGAUGUGGAAAAACGAGUUUCUGUAUUACGCCGACGUGAAGGAAAACGUGCAGUUUCCAUUCAUUGUCAUAGGGAAUAAGUCGGACGUGGAGGCCAACGAGCGGGAAGUGUCCCAGGUGGAGAUGGAGACCUGGUGCAACGAGAACGCGAUCUCCGCGUGCAUCGAAACCUCGGCGAAGAACGCCAGUAACGUCCAAGAGGCCUUCGCCACGGCGGUGCAGCACUGGCUGAGGUUGGAAAACCGGGCCGACAAGAACGAGUGUCUCUACACGGAUACGGUAGAUUUGACGAAAAAGCAAUCAGAAAAUAGAACUUCCUGCUGUAUUAAUGCUUCAGAUGAAUAGGUUAGGGUAGUUGGUAACUUUUUUUCUUGUGGCUUCGCGAGUUUUAUUUUCUUGACGUUGGUAGAGAACUGACACUUGAUCAUUCCUGUUUGUUUGGAGUGACACUCAAAAUUGUAUUCACUGCGAUUCCAAAGAAACUCGUACUACUUUAGGUUGAGUAGAAGUGUACAUUCUACUAAUAUUGUGAUAACUGUUACUAUUUUUCAUUUCCAGUGUACUGUUAAGGAGUUCAUGAGCAUUUAUUUUAGGGUUAGGACUUCAGAUUUUUUUUCUUGUACAUAUUAAGUAUCUCAGGAUAAGCACCAAGUUCGCGGCCUUUGCUACUGACGUUCUUUCUGUAGUGAGUUUUGAAUAUCGUUCCUACUUACUUUUGCUUCAACCACCCUGUAUAUAAUGACUUAACGCGUUAGCUUUUGUACUGCUGUGUACUAUACAUACAACUUUUUGUGACCAUUUUUCAAGAAACAUUUUUAUAUUAUGCAUAUCAUGAAAAGGUGUUGAACAAUAAUGUUAUUCAGUAUUUUGUAGGUGCUAUGGUACAUUUGUGUUCUCUAAAUUCGGCCAUGUUGGUUAACGACUUAUUUAUUUGUAUAAUGUAUUGCACUAAAUAUAUUUGUUGUAAGUA